This is a messenger RNA of Dichotomopilus funicola, 4416 nucleotides long. Its product is annotated as ABC transporter. The coding region runs from base 1 to 4416 and encodes 1471 amino acids. Gene Ontology annotation, cellular component: membrane. Gene Ontology annotation, biological process: transmembrane transport. The record is from RefSeq and is a predicted model, not a curated record. NCBI's taxonomy places the organism in Eukaryota, Fungi, Ascomycota, Sordariomycetes, Sordariales, Chaetomiaceae. Gene Ontology annotation, molecular function: ATP binding; ATP hydrolysis activity; ABC-type transporter activity. The transcript has 12 exons.
AUGGAACACUCCUCUCAUGGUGCGUGUAUACGCAUCGACGACACCUUUGGUCCGCAUGCGGGGCCCUGCCGUGGCGGGUUUGACUUCACCCUUCUCUUCGAAGAGGUUAUUCUCACUCUCCUCCCGGCGGGGAUCAUACUUUUGGCGCUACCAUUCCGUCUCUGGUACCUGGCCCAGCGCGUGAAAAAGGUCCAAGGAAACAGCCGCUCGCUGACGGCUAUUAAGUUGUUGUCUUGGGCAGCUCUGGGUGCACUGCAGCUUGCUGCAUUGAUUCUUUGGGCGACCCCGUCCGCCGCUAGAACGCAGACCACUUUGACCGCCGCGGCGCUUGCUUUGGUAGCCACCCUUGGACUUGCUCUCCUUUCAUACGCCGAGCACACACGGAUUGUACGACCUUCAUCUAUCGUGAACACCUUCCUGUUCGCUACCCUCUUGUUCGACAUUGUCCAUGUGAGGACCCUGUGGCUGCGUGCGGCCACACAUGUGGAAGACAUCAUCUCGUACCUGGCUACGGCCGCGGCCGCAGUAAGGGCAGCCCUCGUCGUACUCGAGGCUCUAGAGAAACGCCGCUCGCUUCGUCCCGAGUACCAGGCAUACCCGCCCGAGGCAACCACCAGUAUUUACAACAGGACCUUCUUCUGGUGGCUCAACCCUCUGUUCCUUCAGGGAUUUCGCCGCGAGAUCGAUGUCGAUGACCUCUUUGUGCUUGACAAGCAUCUCAAGGCGUCAUACGGUUACCAGCGGUUUUACACGACCUGGACCUCAAUUGUCAACAAAUCACCAUACUCCCUUCUUGGCGCAUCAUAUGGCAUUCUCAAAUGGCCCGUUCUGCAAACCAUUCCGCCCCGAGCGUGCCUCACUGCGCUAUCUUUUUGCCAGCCAUUUCUCAUCAAUCACGCAAUCGCGCUUUCUGAGCAACCGGUCAACGAUGACACCACCCAAAGGGGCUACGGCCUUGUCGGGGCGUACAUUUUUGUGUACGUCGGUAUUGCCAUUACCAUGGGCCAAUAUCAGCACCGCACCUAUCGCACCAUUGCCAUGCUCCGCGCUGGCCUAAUCUCCAUCAUCUACCGCAAGACUGGGAGCUUGAGCCUCAAGGACAUCGAUCCCGCGGCGUCUAUGACGCUGAUGAGCGCUGACAUCGAGCGCAUCGUGCAGGGGUUCCAAACGAUGCACGAGAUCUGGGGCAAUGCCAUCGAGGUUGGAGUCGCCAUUUACCUCUUGGAGCGACAAUUAGGUGUCGCCUGCGUUGUGCCUGUUGCGGUAUCAAUCACUUCCCUUCUUGGGUCUAUCUUCGCCAUGAACUUUAUCAUGUCCCGCCAAGCGAUGUGGCUCGAGGCUAUUGAGAAACGUAUCUCGGCAACAUCUGCCAUGCUCUCGUCCAUGAAGGGCGUCAAGAUGUGCGGUCUCAAGGAUACUCUGCUCACUAACCUACAGCAGCUGCGGGUGGAUGAGAUGCGCAUCUCCAAGAAGUUCCGGAGGCUUCUUAUCUGGAACAUGAUCUUCGCGUACCUUACUCAGGUGUUUGCGCCUGUGCUCACAUUCACUGUCUUCUCGGUCCGCGCCCGUGACACCGGCGACACGACCUUGGACACUGCACGGGUCUUUACCGCGCUGUCUCUCUUUGCACUCCUUUCGGAACCCCUGGCGUCCCUGGUCAUGGCACUCGCUGCUUAUCUCGGCGCUGUGGGUAGCAUCGUCCGCAUCCAACAGUUCCUUGAGUCCAAGGAGAAGACAGAGACCCCCAAACCAGAAGACUUUGGCGAGAAGCCCAUGAUCGAUAACUCCGCCGCCGAGGCCGUUGUCGUCCAGGGUGGUAAUUUCGGCUGGGAUUCUGAAAAGGAGCCACUCCUGAAGGAUGUCAACUUGUCCAUCCCAUGGAGGAAGUUCACCAUGAUUGUCGGGCCCGUAGGCUGCGGCAAGUCAACACUGCUCCAGUCGCUUCUCGGAGAGGUCCCCGCCCUCUCAGGCUCGGUGUGUCUUGGGACCACCAGCAUUGCCUACUGCUCGCAAGACCCUUGGCACAUGAACGGCACCAUCCGGGAAGCCAUCAUUGGUUGCGAGGAGCCCGACGAGUUGUGGUACGCCCAUGUCGUGCACGCCUGCUCCCUUCGGCGGGAUUUCCGAGAACUUCCCUUGGGCGAUUCCACUCGCAUUGGUAGCGGUGGUGUGGCUCUAAGUGGUGGACAGAGCCAGCGGAUUGCCCUGGCUCGUGCGGUGUACGCCCGAAGGAAAAUCGUUAUUCUAGACGAUGUUCUUGGCGGGCUGGAUAACACGACCGAGAACCACGUCUUCCACAACCUUCUUGGCGACAAAGGCCUGCUUCGUGAGAUGAACUCCACCGUUCUUAUUGUCUCAUCGUCUGUCAAACGCCUGCCCUAUACGGACCACAUCGUAUGCAUCAGUGCCAACGGAGAAAUCGACUCCCAAGGCACCUUUGCGGAGCUCAACAGCGCUGGUGGCUAUGUUUCAUCGUUUUGUCUGCCCCAGGCCAACUGGGUGUACGUCCCCGAGAGUGAUGAUCAAACGAUGCAGCUUGAUCUCCUCAAAACUCCUGAAAAGGCUGUCACCAUCAUCCAGCAAGUUAAGGAAGGGGAGUCCACCGAGUCUUUGGCUUCGAGUGACACAGCGUGUCCGGUCGAGGGCGAAGAUGGAAUGAGUCGCCGAACAGGUGAUGUGCAGGUUUACUUUUACUACAUCAAGACGGUCGGCUGGUGGGCCACCCUCUUGUUUGUGCUCUCCAUUACCGCCUUCGUCUUCUGCAUGUCAUUCCCGACUAUCUGGGUGCAAUGGUGGGCGGCAUACAACGAGGACAAUCCCAACGGCGAGCUUGGAUAUUGGAUCGGUAUCUACGCGAUGCUGGGCGGUGUCGCCCUUGUUUGCUUGUUCAUCAGCUGCUGGUCUCUGAUCAUGACUAUGGUGCCUUUGUCGGGAGAGAAGUUCCACUUGGAAUUGCUCAAAACGGUUCUUAGCGCGCCCAUGUCCUUCUUUGUCAAGACCGAUUCUGGCGUCACGCUGAACCGUUUCAGUCAAGAUCUGCAGCUCAUCGACAUGGAAUUACCCGUUGCAGCUCUCAACACGUUUGCGACAUUCAUUCUCUGUCUUGCACAGAUGGCUCUCAUCGGAUACGGCUCCGUUUACGCGGCCAUCUCGUUCCCCAUUGUGCUUAUAUCGCUGUAUCUCAUCCAAAAGGUGUACCUCCGCACAUCCCGGCAGCUCCGUCUGAUGGACCUUGAGACCAAGGCCCCUCUGUAUUCGCUAUUCGAAGAGUCACUCAGUGGCAUUGCUACCAUUCGCGCUUUCGGUUGGCAAGACAAGCUGAAUGACAGGAACCACCAACUCUUAGACCGGUCGCAACGCCCCUUCUACCUCCUCUUCGCAGUCCAGCGUUGGCUUACGAUGGUCCUCGACCUUGUUGUUGCCGCCAUCGCUGUCUUGCUUAUGGUACUGGUGGUCCAGCUCCGUGGUACGAUGGCUGCGGGCGGUGUCGGUCUUGCGCUGCUCAACGUGAUUCAGUUCAGCCAGAACAUCAAGCUGCUCGUCACCUUUUGGACCACUUUGGAGACGCACAUUGGUUCGGUGGCUCGUAUCAAGAGCUUUACCCAGACGUCGGUGCCCGAGGAUCAGCCAGAAGAGACACAACAACCCCCUCCAGGGUGGCCUAGCGCCGGAGCCAUUGAGUUUGACAACCUAUCGGCAGCUUACAACCGUGAUAAUAUGGUCUUGAAACAGGUGAACCUGUCCAUCAAGGCUGGGGAAAAGAUCGGUGUGUGCGGGAGGACUGGCAGCGGCAAGACCUCCCUCAUCAUGACACUUUUCCGCCUUGUGGAUAUGAAGGGGGGUGCCAUCCGCGUCGACGGAAUUGAUGUGUCUCAGCUCCCGAGGCAAGAGGUCCGAAGCAAGAUCGUCGCCGUGCCACAACAUCCCUUCCUUCUCAAGGGUUCCGUUCGCCUCAAUGCGGAUCCAAUGGGGCAAGUUGGGGAUGACCACAUUCUUUCCGCACUUCAAUCUGUGCAGCUUUUGACAACGGUCGAGAAGAAUGGGGGCUUGGACGCUGAUGUCGAUGACUUGAACUUGUCAAUCGGCCAGAAGCAGCUGUUCUGCCUUGCUCGAGCAAUGCUACGGCCUAGCAGUAUUCUCAUCCUCGAUGAAGCGACUAGCAGUAUUGACGCGAAAACGGAGGAGGUCAUGCAACGUUUGAUUCGCCGGAAAUUCGCCAACCACACCAUUAUUGCGGUCGCUCACAGGAUUGAGACGAUUAUGGAUUUUGACAAGGUGGCAGUGCUGGAUGCGGGGCGGCUUGUCGAGUUUGACAAUCCUUACCGCCUCUUAGAAACUACAGGGUCUGCUUUCGGGAAAUUGUACAGUGCGGCGCUCCAAGAAGAGGAGGAAGAUCUGGAUAAGAAGCGAAGGUAG